AUGACGCCCCAAGAUUUUGUGAAGAAGAGGGCUAAAUACUCCGAGCUACUCAACAAUUCUCACACGAGGAGAAGAUAUCACACGGAAAUUCUCAUCGACGAAGAAAUACCCGGGAAACUACAGCCUAGGUUCUUCGAGCAAGCUCGUUACAAGCCGGAGCUUAAAGCUAUUAAGCUAAGAAAUUUUCGGCCAAGUCAGCAAUUGCCAAUGACCCAGGGUCAAAAGAUAUUGGGAGGAAACAUCGUUGAUUCAUGUCAUUUCGCUAUAAAGAAGUAUGUUCCCCAACAAAGCAACUUUUUGGGUCCACGUCAUUCUGACAUUGCCGACGAAGCAAAGCUAGGCAUGCCCUUGAAUGCCUGCAAAAGAACAGAGUAUGAGGUCAAGCAGGAGAGUUCGGUGAUAAGGAACAAUGUCACUUAUCCGAGAUUCGAAAAUCGAGUCCGGAAGCUUCAGCCUACCGAUGAAGCUGACCACAUGAUACAGUAUCAGGCUGCUCAAGAGAAACCCAAGAAGGCUACUGAGCUCCUCGAUAUGAAGCAGCAAAGCCCUCUGUGGAAACCCCAAACAUCUCUGGAACGUGCAAUCGCUCAAUUGAUUUCUCCCCAGGAGAUUGAAAUGCAAAAAGCCCUUCUAGCGACUUAUGAAAAGAGGCAAGGAAGGAAGAAAGAAGUUGGAUACAGUGAAGGCUGUUCCAGAAUGUACGAGGAGGCGGCUUUUAAUGAGGCAAUCAAUUGGGAUAACUUUGUCGGCAGAUCUUACACGGUGAAAAAUAGUCGGAAAUCUCAAAGAAAGGCUACUUUCAUGGAUACUGAAUCUUCCAAAGACAGGGAUAUCCAGGCAAUUGAUGGCUCUUGGCGUUCAGACAACAGUCGCCAGUUGCCAAGGACUCAGGGUCAUAGAACUAGGUCUCAUUCACGGGGCAACGUCAGAAGCUCUGGCUACUAUUCCUUUAAAGCUCACUAG
Molecule: messenger RNA, 963 nt
Organism: Candidozyma auris
Lineage: Eukaryota; Fungi; Ascomycota; Pichiomycetes; Serinales; Metschnikowiaceae
Exons: 1
Coding region: 1-963 (320 amino acids)
Source: RefSeq, a predicted model, not a curated record